Molecule: messenger RNA, 1263 nt
Organism: Xylona heveae TC161
Lineage: Eukaryota; Fungi; Ascomycota; Xylonomycetes; Xylonales; Xylonaceae
Exons: 2
Coding region: 1-1263 (420 amino acids)
Cellular component (GO): membrane
Source: RefSeq, a predicted model, not a curated record
AUGUACCCACCACCUCGCCCUCCCACUGUCUAUGAUCAUGCGCUACCAUCUGAUGUUACUGCAACCCCACUUGCUACAGCUAUAGCUGCGUUACUCUCCACUACCAUAAGCGGCGAAAAUUUCGUCCCAGCUGCGACAAUAACAGCUGUAGCUGCAAGCACUGCGGCUGUUAUGCAGGGACCAGAUGACGGACCAAAAGAUGGCGGCGAUAAUGGAGAGUGCAAGCUGCUUGGACCUUUUGCGCUGCUCGUCCAGGCAGCUCUUGGAGCCUUUGCACUACUUGCUCUCGUGUGGAAGCGGUAUCGCGAACGGCCGCAACGGCCACUGAAAGUCUGGUGGUUCGAUGUGUCUAAACAAGUUGUCGGCUCUGCGCUGCUGCAUCUGGCCAACUUGCUCAUGUCCAUGCUCUCUGCUGGGCAGUUUCAAGUAACCGCUGAGUCCGGCAUACAAGUCUCCAACAAAAAGUACACGCCCAAUCCGUGCUCAUUCUACCUGCUCAAUAUCGCAGUCGAUACAACAAUUGGCAUUCCAAUCCUUGUUAUAUUCCUUCGCGUUUUGACCCAUGCAUUCUCUGGAACUCCACUUGGGAAUCCCCCAGAGUCGAUCAAGUCUGGCAACUAUGAUACUCCACCUCGCGCCGGAUGGUGGGUCAAGCAAUGUUUUAUCUACUUCUGCGGACUCCUUGGAAUGAAGAUAUGCGUCUUCUUUCUCUUCGAGCUGCUUCCCUGGCUUGGGCGCGUCGGCGACUGGGCGCUGAGAUGGACAGAAGGAAACGAAAGAGUGCAAGUCUUUUUCGUGAUGUUGCUCUUCCCUGUUAUAAUGAACGCGCUGCAGUACUACAUUAUCGAUAGCUUCAUCAAGGGCCAGGUCACGGAGGAACAUCCACACCGACCGCUCCAUAACCAGGAUAGCGAUGAAGAAGAUCACGAUGACAAUGACAGUGAUCAAGGUGCAUCGGAUGAGGAAACCCGUGGCCGGCGUCGUGAUUCUCGAGGAGCUUCAACUGCUGCGGUUUCUUCCAGCUUCGCCACUGAUGCCGAAACAACUAAGCGUUCCGUCAGCACCACGACCAGAGAGAUCGGCUCGACAAGAAACAGCUCCAAACGUGGCGCCAGUUCUCUGUCAAAGGCCCGAUCCAGCUCCAGACGGCAUCCACAAGUGCUCGAAGAGUACAACCCUGAUACGGACGGGGAUGAACAAUCGCAAAGCCGAGAGGACGCGCUGCGGGCGCCGCGAGCCAAAGAGCUCAAGCCCCUGGAAUAA